Molossus molossus (Pallas's mastiff bat) is the source of this 1919-nucleotide messenger RNA. RefSeq names its product tetraspanin 6 (gene TSPAN6). Lineage: Eukaryota; Metazoa; Chordata; Mammalia; Chiroptera; Molossidae. The record is from RefSeq and is a predicted model, not a curated record. Bases 140 to 877 code for a protein of 245 amino acids. The transcript is spliced from 8 exons. Gene Ontology annotation, cellular component: membrane.
AAAACUGAACAGUGUUUCCGGCUCUUCUCAGUUGUGGAUGCUCGUGUUUUCGGCAGUUUCCGGGGAGACUCGGGGACGCCGCUUCUUGCUUUCUCUGUUCUGAUCGCCUAGUGCGGCGGGGCAGGGUACGGGGCUAGUCAUGGCGUCCCCGUCCAGGAGACUGCAGACUAAACCAGUCAUUACUUGUUUCAAGAGCGUCCUCCUGAUCUACACUUUCAUCUUCUGGAUCACUGGUGUUAUCCUUCUCGCUGUUGGCAUUUGGGGCAAGGUGAGCCUGGAUAAUUAUUUUUCCCUUUUAAAUGAGAAGGCCACCAAUGUUCCCUUUGUGCUCAUUGGCACUGGCACUGUCAUCAUUCUUUUGGGCACCUUUGGCUGUUUUGCUACCUGCCGAGCUUCUGCGUGGAUGCUAAAACUGUAUGCAAUGUUUCUGACUCUCAUUUUUUUGGUUGAACUGGUUGCUGCCAUCGUAGGAUUUGUUUUCAGACAUGAGAUUAAGGCAAGCUUUAAGAGUAAUUAUGAGAAAGCUUUAAAGCAGUAUAAUGCUACGGGAGAUUAUAGAAGCGAUGCAGUAGACAAGAUUCAAAAUACGUUGCAUUGUUGUGGUGCCACCAACUUUAGAGAUUGGGAGAAGACUGAUUAUUUCAUAGAAAAAGGAUUUCCUAAGAGCUGCUGUAAAGUUGAAGAUUGUUCUCCUCAGAGAGAUGCCGAUAAAGUAAACAGUGAAGGUUGUUUUAUAAAGGUGAUGACCAUUAUAGAAUCAGAAAUGGGAGUUGUUGCUGGAAUUUCCUUUGGAGUUGCUUGCUUCCAGGUGAUUGGAAUCUUUCUCGCCUACUGCCUCUCUCGCGCUAUAACAAACAACCAGUAUGAGAUAGUGUAACCAACAUUACACAGGUUUACUCCUCUCCAACUUUAAGGACAUUUACAUUCCCCUCUGUGAAUUACUAGAUUACCUGGUUGGAAAACUGCCUCAUGUCACCAAAGACCGAAAAACUACACCAAUAUAGUCUGAUUCAAUCUAGACAUGUGUUCAAUAUGUAAUAAGUCCAUCUUUUGUCCUAUUCAUUAUGUAAGAUCAUUGAAAUUCCCUUAUCACUCUGAAACACUGGAAGAGCUAGUAAAUUGUAAAUGAAACAGUGCUGUGUUCCGCUUGAGUAUUGUUUUUUCUCAAUGUAGGGCUUUUGAAAGGCACUGUGGAUUUUCUGUUUUGAUGUACUAUACCCCUUUGAACUGGCCCCUUCUCUGAUAAGGUUAUUUGGUUUGAUUGCAUAAACUGCAUCAAGAAGUUAAAAUGUUUCGAUUAGUCUCUGUUCUGCUAGUAGGUGGAGAGUGACAUUGUGUAAUUUAAUUCCAGCCAGGAGUUGGAUGGCAUCCAUCAGAGUUGCCAGAUGGUGGUAAUGGUCUCUGACCUAAGGUACCCAAGACUAAAGGGCACUGCCAUGUUCUGUGACACAUCAGAUAGCAGCACACUUAUACUUUACAUUUCUUUGCCUCCAAGUUAAGGUGUUUAUACUGAUGUUUAUAUUACCUCUAUCACUUGAAAGGUUCUAAUUAAUGGUGUCGGGAUUAUUGUGUUUUCCUGAGAAAUUUAAAACAACUCAUCUUCAUUAGCUGUAGCUGGUAUUUCUUUACCAGAUUGAUAUGACUUAAUUACCAAUAUUGUGGUCAACUUUAAUAAUCUUAGUUUUGGUUUGUGCCUUUAAUAAGUAUAAGACUUUUACGCAAUAAAUGUUGUUUUCCUCUAAAAUCAUCGUGUUUAAAUUCACUUUUAGAAAAUCUACUGGAUGGUUGUUUUCUACUGAGAAAGCUAAGCCCCAUAUUUCUACUUAGAGUAUAGUUUUACAUAUGAAAUGUAAAACUGAGCUAUUGACUUUGUCUUUAAACAAAUUAGUUCCCAUACUGUUAUCUGUGUCUAUGAGAUU